Molecule: messenger RNA, 612 nt
Organism: Austrofundulus limnaeus
Lineage: Eukaryota; Metazoa; Chordata; Actinopteri; Cyprinodontiformes; Rivulidae
Gene: pomp
Product: proteasome maturation protein
Exons: 6
Coding region: 67-492 (141 amino acids)
Biological process (GO): proteasome assembly
Cellular component (GO): cytoplasm; nucleus
Source: RefSeq, a predicted model, not a curated record
CGGAUGUGACGUACACACAAGCGGAAACAACUGUGUCAAAAAGAAAGCGUAAGAAACGGAAUCACAAUGAACAGCCGAGGACUCCGCUCGCAGCUGCAGGACAGCGUCCCGGUGUCCGGGCUGUGUCCGCAGGGAGCCUACGGAGUGCAGGACUCCCUGCGCAGCGGGUUCACCAGUGUAAAGAAUGAACUUCUUCCCAGCCACCCGCUGGAGCUGUCAGAAAAAAAUUUCCAGCUCAACCAGGACAAGAUGAAUUUCUCCACACUGAGRAACAUCCAGGGUCUUCACGCUCCUCUCAAACUGCAGAUGGAGUUCAGAGCAGCGAGACAGGUCCAGCGUCUGCCUUUCUUACGGAGUUCCAACUUGGCUCUUGACACGCUGCGAGGGAGCGACGAGUCCAUCGGCUUCGAGGACAUCCUCAACGAUCCGUCUCAGAGUGAGGUGAUGGGUGAACCACACAUGAUGGUGGAGUACAAGCUGGGACUGUUGUGAAUGUAAACAUGAAUAUUUCUUAUUCCUGUGUUUAUUUGAUGCUUGGUUUAAUAAACAGAUGUUAGAAACUCGCUUUUUGAAGAGUUAUUGACUGUAAAAAAAUAAACAAACAGAUCAGAA